Alexandromys fortis (reed vole) is the source of this 4961-nucleotide messenger RNA. RefSeq names its product zinc finger protein 235. Lineage: Eukaryota; Metazoa; Chordata; Mammalia; Rodentia; Cricetidae. The record is from RefSeq and is a predicted model, not a curated record. The transcript is spliced from 4 exons. Gene Ontology annotation, biological process: negative regulation of transcription by RNA polymerase II. The coding region runs from base 727 to 2811 and encodes 694 amino acids. Gene Ontology annotation, molecular function: DNA-binding transcription repressor activity, RNA polymerase II-specific.
UGCAGCCUGGUCUACAGAGUGAGUUCCAGGGCUGGCUCCAAAGCUACAGAGAAACCUGUUUCAAAAAACAAACAAACAAAAAUCCCCAAACCAAAAAAAACCCUUGUAAUGCAAUAUAAUAUAGUACACCAGUUUUUUAAAAGUAUCCACAGUUGUCUUUAAUGGCAUUUCAGAAAUGUACAAAACGAAAAGCAGUCCUGAGAACACGCUCCUGAAAACCGAUUUCUGCUGAGUGCACUCUGGUUAGAAUAGCUUGAAGCUUAUGGACGCUUUAGGGUUCUGGGGAAUGCGGUGCUAGAGAGGCAUCAGAGCUAGGCGCUUCCACUGAGGCAUUCUGGGAAUUGUGGUUCUGGUACCAGCGGCAGUCGGGGGUCGCUUCCGCUUCUGCUAGGCGAGGCUACCUGGCAGUGGUUCUAAGGAGGGAGAUCCUGGAGCGUCCCGUGGCCCAUCGUGUGUGUUCGUGCUACCGGAGUCUUUCCCGCAGGGACCGAGCCUGCGACCUGGGCGGGAACGGGGCGGCCGCGGCUGGGUCCUCUCACUCUGGACUCUACCUGAGGCGGCGCUGCCCUGGAUUUCUGGAUCCAUCUCAGCUGCUGGGAGCCCACAGGAGAGUCUAGCUUCCCCUGGGAGCCUGGCAAGAGGAGCUGUGAUGACAGAUGGCCAGCGUCCUGAAGCCUUAAGUGCCUGCGUCCCAGAGCCCUGCCUUGUCCCAGGGAGAAGAGAACAAUGACCAAGUUAAAGGAGGCAGUGACGUUCAGGGACGUGGCUGUGGUCUUCAGUGAGGAGGAGCUGGGGAUGCUGGACGCUGCCCAGAGGAAGCUGUACCGUGAUGUGAUGCUGGAGACCUUCAGGAACCUUCUGUCAGUGGGAGGCCAGGGUCCAAACAAGAUGGAGACUCUUCUUGCAGCAGGAUUAAGGUGCCUCUCACUGGGGCGGCUUCCAUGCUGGCAAAUGAUGAGCCAUGAUGUUAACAAACUGGCCGGAGCGCCAGGUGCCAUGGUAAACACCCGCCACAGGGGAUCAGAAGAGCUGCCCUGGGCCUGCAUAGAUGACAGCUGCCUUGAGCGUCUCACAGGAGAACGUUCACGUUCUAGCACUACUGAAAACCAACAAUGUUCGUCUGGGAGAACUCGGAGAACUCAGAGUUCUUGGAGUGAAACAAAUCUUAGCGAUAGACAGAACCAUCGGAGACACUGUCAACAGCCUCUUGUGAAAACCAAGCCAUGGCUGCCGCCUCUGGGUGGUGACAUUCUGGGUUGCAUGUCCCCCCGCAAUAACAAAAUGCUGCACAAAGGAGGCAAAGCCCACAGCAGUGGUGACUGCAGUAAGAUCAGUUUUGCAGUGUCGCCCUGCACCCCGCGUCUUGUUUCCACAGAGCAGAAGGCCCAGCAGUGCAGCAAGGGAGAAGCCUUCAGUAGCCGCCCGAGUCUGGGACUCCAUCAGCAGGUCCUCUUAGGAAAGAAGUCCCCUGUACACAGGACACACGAGGACAGCAGGCAUAGCUCCAGUGUCCCCACUCAACAAAAUGUUCAUCCAGGGAAAAAGCGCUACUGGUGUCACGAGUGUGGCAAGGGCUUCAGUCAGAGCUCAAAUCUGCAGACGCACCAGAGAGUUCACACGGGGGAGAAGCCCUUUACCUGCCCUGAGUGUGGGAAGAGUUUUAACCAGAGCUCGCAUCUGUAUGCACAUCUGCCCAUCCACACGGGCGAGAAGCCCUACCGGUGCGACAGCUGUGGGAAAGGCUUCAGCCGGAGCACAGACCUCAACAUCCACUGCCGAGUCCACACGGGAGAGAAACCUUACAAAUGCGAGGUGUGUGGGAAGGGCUUCACGCAGAGGUCACACCUUCAGGCCCACGAGAGAAUCCACACAGGAGAGAAGCCCUACAAAUGUGGAGACUGCGGCAAAGGCUUCAGCUGUAGCUCGAACCUCCACACGCACCAGAGGGUCCACACGGAGGAAAAACCCUACAAGUGUGACGCGUGUGGGAAGCGCUUCAGCUUGAGCUUCAACCUGCAUAGUCACCAGCGAGUCCACACGGGGGAGAAGCCCUAUAAGUGCGAGGCAUGCGGGAAAGGCUUCAGUUCGGCCUCCAGCUUCCAGAGCCACCAGCGGGUCCACACGGGAGAGAAGCCGUUUCGCUGCAGCGUGUGUGGGAAGGGCUUCAGUCAGAGCUCGUACUUUCAAGCCCACCAGAGAGUUCACACCGGGGAAAAACCAUACAAGUGUGAUGUGUGUGGGAAGCGCUUCAUCUGGAGCUUGAACCUCCACAAUCACCAGAGAGUCCACACGGGAGAGAAGCCCUAUAAAUGUGAGGCGUGUGGGAAAGGCUUCAGUCAGGCCUCAAAUCUGCAGGCCCAUCAAAGUGUCCACACCGGGGAGAAGCCGUUCCAAUGCAACGCAUGCCCGAAACGGUUCAGUCAGGCCUCACACCUCCAGGCUCACCAGAGAGUGCACACUGGCGAAAAGCCCUACAAAUGCGACACGUGUGGGAAAGCCUUCAGCCAGAGGUCCAAUCUCCAGGUCCAUCAGAUCAUUCACACUGGGGAGAAGCCGUUCAAGUGUGAGGCGUGCGGGAAGGAAUUCAGCUGGAGCGCGGGACUUAGUGCUCACCAGAGGGUCCACACGGGUGAGAAACCCUACACAUGCCAGCAGUGUGGGAAAGGCUUCAGUCAGGCCUCGCACUUCCACACGCACCAGAGGGUCCACACCGGGGAGAGGCCCUACAUCUGCAGCAUCUGCUGUAAGGGUUUCAGUCAGAGGUCACAUCUGGUCUACCACCAGCGGGUCCAUACGGCGGGGAAUCUGUAGGAUCCCUGUAAGGCGGCAUCUCAUCUCCCUGGAAAUCCGUGCUGCUGAUUGUCAGAGGUUCCUCAGAACCCAGAGCCUUCGGAGACUUCACAGGGGAGACGCGCUUGUGUUUGGGAGAUUGAUUCUUUACAAAUGUCGGGAAUCACAGAUGGGAGGAAAAUUGCUCUCUCAAUGUACAGUCAUCACAUACAGGAGUUGCCACCCUCGGGUUAUGACACGGCCCGGCAAACCUCGGCGUGCAUCCAGGUCUCUGAAGACAGGCUGCAGGAAGGGCUUUAACCAAAGCCGGGCAUUGGCAGGUGUUGACUGAGCGUCACUUCCUCAUAGGAAAUGCUCCUCUGUAUUCUGCUAUGCAGAGCUGUGUGUGACUCAGGGCCCCAUGAUUCCUGAAGAAAGUGGAGAAGGGCUCUAUAAGUAAGACUCGUGUUUGAAAACGCUAACCAGUCCCCAGCCCUGCAUUCAUACUGCUUCAUAGUCCUCAGUAAUCCUAUGAGGAGCCUUAAAUCAUCCUCCAGAAGGCAUGGGGCUUCCACACGUCUCUAGUGUGUGGCCUACCCCAUCUAGCCAUGGUGCUUUGGACAACACAGCAGCUCUGUACUUAGGAUUUUUAGGAUUUGUACUUUGCAGACUAAAACAAUGCUUUUUUUUUUUUUUUUUAAAUCCUGUAUUUAUCAGACUAAUAACCUGAACUGAAACACAUUCUGUUGGAAUUUUGGGCCCUGAGUUCAUUGGGGCAGGGUUUUUACGGUAACCAUCACUGCAGUGUUUUUCCAAAGUAUUUAUUAUUGACAAAAAGGCUCUUAGUAAACGUGAAUGGUUCAUUAGCUGCUUCUCCUCCUUUCUCCCUCGUCUUGGUCAGACCGUCCCCCCUGCGCUCUCUUGUUGAGCUUCUGUCCACUGCUGAGCUUCUGAUUUGCACCGCUCCCACAGAUUCUCCAAGUUGUAUCAUGUAUAAAGGACUGUGAUUUCUUACAGCUUCAUAGGCUGUAAAGGUCAAGGGUCAAGCUGGGUCUGACUGUGUCAUCCGAUAACAGGAAGUGUGCAGGAAUGAUCUAGGGGCGGCUGGAGUUGGUGUCACCCACAUCGUGGCUCAUGACAGCUGUUAACAACAGUUCCAGGGAAUCCAAUGCCCUCUUUUGAUCUCUAGGGGCAACACACACACACACACACACACACACACACACACACACACACACGAUGCAUAUAUAUGCAAGCAUUCAUUCACGUAAGUAAAUCUAAAACCUUGAAGACACAGGAAGAAUGCAGGAUCCCACAGUGACAACCUGAGCUCCAUUGUGAGGCAGUGCCCUCCUGACGGUCACUGCUCCACAUCUUGCCUCUUAAAUCUCAGUGCUGACCGAAUUUGCUUCUAAUGGCUGUGAUAGACAUCAUCUCUACAAAGCACCUUGGGGAGGAAGGGCUUAUUUUACUCUUCCAUGUCACAGUCCAUCCCCGAGGGAAGUCAGGGUGGAACCUGGAGGCAGGAACUGAAGCAGAGGGCAUGAGGAAACAAUGCUUACUGGCCUACUCCCUAUGGCUCAAUCCGUCUACUUUUUUCCUUUUUUCUCUUUCUUUCUUUUUCUUUUUCCCUUGAAACAGAGUUUCUGUGUAGCCCUGGCUGUCCUGGAACUCACAGAUUGGCUUGAAACUCAGAGGCCUGACUUCCUCUGCCUCCCGAAUGCUGGGAUUAAAGGUUUACAGCACUACCUGGCCCAGCCUACUUUCUUAUACAGCCCAGGACCAUCUGCCCGGGGAGGGGGCACCACCAAAGUGAGCUGGGCCUCUGACGUCAAUCUUUAAUGAAGAAAAUGUCCCACAGACUUGCCUACAGGCUGAUCUGGUGGCGGUGUUUUCUUAAUGAUGUUUCCUUUCCCCACACGACCGUAGUUUGUGUCAAACUGACAAACUAAUUAGUACACGUACACAUUCAAGCCAUGGCAAGCAGAUUGCAGGAGUCUUCAUUUUUUGUCUCCCAACCCCUAUUGCAACUUGUCUAGGAGAGGCAGGAGGAUCAGAAGCUGAAAGUUGCCCUCAGGCAAGAAGCAGAGUUUGAGACUAACCUGGGCUACACAAGACCCUAUCAGGGCUGGAGAGAUGGCCCAGAGGUUAAGAGCACUGGCUGCUCUUUCAGAGGUCCUGAGUUCAAUUAC